ACUUUCCUCUCCGCUUAGUCCCGGCUACAGCUUCACACCGCCAGGUCGUUUCCAGCGGUAGUUGCGCUUCCGUCUUUGUUGGUUUGUUUGUUUUACUAGCGAGCUCGGACAGCAUCAAGAGACACUCCAGCCGGAUCCAUGUCAUAGCACAGAUUUAGUGGAAAAUGAUAAUCUGCACGAAUAAAAUGGAGUAUCCCUUGAGAUCGCAGUGCCAUCGAGUACAGAAACAGGUGAUGGUGAACGGAGAGAAGGAGCGGGUCUCGUUGCUGGUCAUGAAGAAACUGGUCAGUAGGGGCAGCGUGGAUGCCGUGUCUCAGCAGAUGGCGUCUCACCCUCAGUAUCUGAAGAGCUUCCUGCACACGCAGCACUACAUCCUGCACAUGGACGGCCCCCUGCCGCUGCCGUACCGCCACUAUAUCGCCAUCAUGGCGGCCGCACGACAUCACUGCAACUACCUGGUGUACCUACACUCUGCCCAGUUCCUGAGGGUGGGCGGGGACCCUCUGUGGCUGCAGGGUUUGGAAGCAGCACCCCCCCGCCUCCGCCUUCUCGACCACAUCAACAAGGUGCUGGCCCACCAGCCCUGGCUCACCACCUGCUCCCACAUCCAGACCCUGCUGAAAGCAGGCGAACAGUGCUGGUCUCUGGCCGAGCUGGUCCAGGCCGUGGUGAUCCUGGCCCACUGCCACUCCCUCUGCAGCUUUGUGUUUGGAUGCAACACAGACUCGGACCUUGUUCCUCUCGCCAAAUCUCCCAACGGUACCCCGCCGACCUUCUGCCCCUUCGAUGCUGCCAACGGCAACGCCAACGUGCCUCAGUCGCUCGCCGCUCCCUCUGAACACAGAACACGACGACGGUCUCUAGACUCCAGCUGUGACAUGGUUUGUCUGAAGGAGAGGAUCCAGAAGUCCCAGGAGGAGCAAGAGAGGAGGGACGAGCGUUUUCUGCAGACGCAGACUCUCCAGCAAACAGACAUGGAAGAAGAGGAGGAGAUGAUUUGCUUCGCAGAUCCGUCGCGCUUCGUCACCGACGCCGACUUCUGCUACCAGGAGUUCGCCCGCAGAGACGAGGACCGCUUCCAAGUGCUGAGAGUCCAGGACUAUUCAUGGGAAGACCACGGCUUCUCCUUAGUUAACAGGCUGUACUCGGACAUCGGCCACCUACUGGAUGACCGGUUCAGGAGCGUGGCCACCCUGCCCUCCAUGCACAGCCCCGAUCUGAAGAGGGCCAUCUGGAACUACAUCCACUGUGUGUUAGGAAUACGAUACGAUGAUUACGAUUACGGAGAGGUGAAUCAGUUGCUUGCACGAGAUUUGAAGCUGUACAUCAAAGCUGUGGCAUGUUACCCGGAUGCCACGAAAACCCCGGUUUGUCCUCUCAGCUGGACUCUGCUUAAAGCUACAGAAAGGAUACACGUAAACCUGCUCAUCAUGGAGGCGCGGCUGCAGGCGGAGCUGCUGUACGCGCUGAGAGCCAUCACUCAGUACAUGAUCGCCUGAUGAGGAGCAGUACUCAGAGACUCGAGGACAAAGCCGUCUCAUGACCCUGGGGACGAAGAGCGGCACUUUUAAGGACACGCAACCCGGUUGUUCGUGGCUGUGCCUCAUUACUUCUCUCUCUCAGAUUUAUUGUAUUUAUACCGCAGUGUGCCAUACCCUCUGCUCUCACCCCUCAUGCUGUGUGUCUUCUAAUGAGGUCUUCAGAAAAUAUCCUGGCUCUCAAAGGUUAUGUGCAAUUAUUAGUACUUAUUUAAAUUUUUACCUCCUGCCGUGUGUUCCAGUUCCUCUCCGUGGCCAACACUCCUUUUUUUGUUGUUGUUAAACAAAUCUCCUUUUGUAUUAAGCUUUCUUAAAAAAAUGUUUUUGUACAAGUUGAAUGAAUGUUAUUGGGAGCCCUUCUUUUUUUCAGUUUUGAAGGACCUUUAGUGGACUGUGAAGGUAAUUUAGCUCUCCCUGAUAUUUCGUAUUAAUGCUGGUCAAGAACAAAAACAGCCAUGACACUGCUGGAAGUUAUCACAUCACCAUAGUUUCUUUUAAUAAGCACUUUUUAAAACAAAUAAACAAAAAAACUUUAUAUAUAUUUAUAAUGCAAUGUAGCUCGUGGGUAGACGAUGAUAAAACUUGUGGGUCUGACAAUUUUCUUCUUCACUGUUGUAACUUUUUUGACUGUUCUCAAACUUUCCCACUUUGUUUUACGUCAGAUUUCUGCGCGAAGGUACUCGAUUUAUGGUAUUUGAAAAAUUUGUUUUGUUUCUUUGGUAACAUUUUGUCAGAAAGGUGAAAAAAAAAGGGUUUGUACAAAAUUUCAAAUUGGUAUUGAAGCUAAUCUGAGCUUCUUGGUGUUUGUUUUUUUUACUGAUAUGUUCAGGAAAUAUUCAAUCAUUAAUGUUAAGAACCCAACAUUAUAUAGAAAUAAAUUGAUUAAAUUGUAUAAAUAAAGAGCUGCACUGUUCCAAAGUUUAGAUUAUUGAUUUAAUGAUUGUUUCUAUAUUGCACCAGAGCUGAUUAUUUGGAGUUUUGAAAGCAGAACUGUUUUUUCUUUUUUGUUAGUUUUUUUAAAUAUGUUUUUUCUAAUAUUUUGAGUACUUUGUUUUUCUGGGUGUGACUGUAGGACCUGCUUGUUGCGCUGUUGUCUGGCUAGAUAUCCAAGUUUAUCAGACGGAUUCGGAGACUUCAGGAGGAAACAAGUGCAUGUUUGGCAAAAGCAAAACGCGUCGUUAACCCAGGUGACUUCAGACGUGGAGGCAGGUUACUGCAGCCGGGAGAUGCUCCCAAAUGUAAAAUGUGUGACUCUCCUUACAGAAAUGAGAACAGAUUCUUUUUUUUUGUCCCGGUGUUGGCUGGCGUCAUUUUGGUAAAUGCUGGAGCUGUGAAUGUCCUCUAUUUCAAUCUGAUACCUUACAAACACUGCAAAGAGGUUCUGACAAAGAUGUUUGAACCAUCUUUGGAUCAUUUCAGUGAAAAGACGGUUGGAUACAGUAAGAUGAGAGAACAAGUGCAAAAUACAAAUGUUUUUUGAAAAUGUGAAAAAUUUUCUAUAAAAAUACUCUUCAAAA
Messenger RNA from Austrofundulus limnaeus, 3055 nucleotides. It is a transcript of the gene sesn4, whose product is annotated as sestrin 4. The coding region runs from base 165 to 1499 and encodes 444 amino acids. Gene Ontology annotation, cellular component: nucleus. Gene Ontology annotation, biological process: negative regulation of TORC1 signaling; cellular response to leucine starvation; regulation of response to reactive oxygen species. NCBI's taxonomy places the organism in Eukaryota, Metazoa, Chordata, Actinopteri, Cyprinodontiformes, Rivulidae. The transcript is spliced from 9 exons. The record is from RefSeq and is a predicted model, not a curated record. Gene Ontology annotation, molecular function: oxidoreductase activity, acting on peroxide as acceptor; L-leucine binding.